Pneumocystis murina B123 is the source of this 1451-nucleotide messenger RNA. Its product is annotated as pyruvate dehydrogenase complex dihydrolipoamide acetyltransferase. Gene Ontology annotation, biological process: pyruvate decarboxylation to acetyl-CoA. Gene Ontology annotation, molecular function: dihydrolipoyllysine-residue acetyltransferase activity. Gene Ontology annotation, cellular component: pyruvate dehydrogenase complex. Bases 30 to 1448 code for a protein of 472 amino acids. The record is from RefSeq and is a predicted model, not a curated record. Lineage: Eukaryota; Fungi; Ascomycota; Pneumocystomycetes; Pneumocystales; Pneumocystaceae. The transcript has 6 exons.
AAUAAUUAUAUUUUAAGGAUUAUAUUAGAAUGAGUCUAGUAAGAAAGGCACAGAUUGGUUUAAUAUGUCUUCGUUUUUUAAAUUUAAAAAAUCCAGGAAAUAUUAGAUAUUGGGGUAUAAAACCUGAUAGUUGGUUAUAUAAGACAAGUAUUUUUAAGAGGAACUAUAGAGGAAAAGCACUUCCAACACAUAGAAUAAUCAAUAUGCCGGCUUUGUCACCAACUAUGUCACACGGUACUAUUGGAGAAUGGAAGAAAAAAGUUGGGGAAUCAAUUUCUCCUGGGGAAAUUUUAGUAGAUAUUGAAACAGAUAAAGCUCAGGUUGAUUUUGAAUUUCAAGAAGAAGGAUAUAUAGCGAAAAUUUUGCUUGAAUCAGGAACAAAAGAUGUAGAAGUUGGCUUUCCUAUAGCGGUUUUGGUAGAAGAAGAGUCAGAUGUACCAGCAUUUUCAGAUUUUACUAUUGAUGAUGUAAAAACUAAAGAAAAACCAGUUUCUAAAAAAAGCGAGGUUUUUAAGGAAGAAAAAUUACGAUCUGAAAGUCUUAAAAAAGUGGAACAAGUAUCAUCUUUUACUGAAGAAAAAUCGAGUGAUCGAAUAUUUGCAAGUCCAAUUGCUCGUUUACUUGCUACUGAAAAAGGAAUUCCCUUAGAAAAAAUUAAGGGUACAGGUCCAGGAGGACGAAUAAUUAAAUUUGAUGUUGAUAACUUUAAACUCGAAUCAGUAUCCAGUAUACAACCAGCAGCAACUCAUCAAGCUUUGUAUACAGACAUUCCGUUAUCAAAUAUUCGUAAAACAAUUGCUUCUCGACUAACGGAAUCUACACAAAAUACACCUCACUUUUAUAUUACUAUCUCAAUUGUUAUGGAUAAAGUUCUUAAGUUGAGAGAAGCUCUUAAUAAUAAUGCCGAUGGUCAAUAUAAAAUUUCUAUUAACGAUAUUAUUGUUAAAGCAUCUGCUGUAGCACUUCAAAAAGUGCCAGAAGUAAAUAGUGGAUGGUUUGGAGAUUUUAUUCGACAAUAUCAUUCAGUAGACAUAUCAAUUGCGGUUGCAACUCCAACUGGCCUUAUUACACCCAUUGUUAAAAAUGUUCAAAAUAAGGGUCUUCUUAUUAUUAAUAAUGAAAUCAAGGAACUUGGAAAUAAAGCAAGAGAAGGAAAACUUAAACCUGAAGAAUAUCAAGGAGGAACUUUUACAAUUUCAAAUAUGGGAAUGUAUGGCAUUGAGCAAUUUACAUCAAUUAUAAACCCACCUCAAUCAUCUAUUUUAGCUGUAGGUUCAAUUGAAAAUUUCCUUGUAGAAGAUCCUGGUUCAGAAAAGCAAUUCAAAAUAGAAAAACGCAUGAAAAUAACACUUUCAUCUGACCAUCGUGUGAUAGAUGGUGCUGUUGCUGCAAAAUGGGUAACAAUGCUUAAAUCUAUUUUGGAAAAUCCGUUAGAUUUGUUAUUAUAAAGC